This is a messenger RNA of Megalops cyprinoides (Indo-Pacific tarpon), 1679 nucleotides long. It is a transcript of the gene strada, whose product is annotated as STE20 related adaptor alpha. The transcript has 14 exons. NCBI's taxonomy places the organism in Eukaryota, Metazoa, Chordata, Actinopteri, Elopiformes, Megalopidae. Gene Ontology annotation, biological process: protein phosphorylation. The record is from RefSeq and is a predicted model, not a curated record. The coding region runs from base 227 to 1513 and encodes 428 amino acids. Gene Ontology annotation, molecular function: ATP binding; protein serine/threonine kinase activator activity; protein kinase activity.
AGAGGACAACUGGCGAGUGAGGGGUCGAGGCUAAGUCGCAAGCUUGCUAACGUUACAUACUUUUGGAAAUACGCUGAAAUCUGCUAACUACAGUUAAUUCUUAUCCUCAAUAAGCACCUUCGCAUUAAGUGAAAAGGCUGAUCUACACGCCCUUCUGCGUCCCUCCUUCUUACAUUCUUCCUGAAUGGAGUUUCUGAGGUUCUAGCUGUUGCUACAGGCAGGACCCAUGUCUUUUUUGCGUUGGGUCUCGGAGAAGCUGAGUGUGGAGAGCUUGAGGGAUCUGGAGCUGUUUGGAGAGCAAGCUCAGGGAAGCUCUCACUGGAAAGCCCAUGAAGACAGCCACGAGUCCUUGACCUCCCUCCCUCGCCGGGACACCAUGGGGAGUUUUCUGCCAGACAGCUCCUCCUAUGAGCUCCUUACCAUCAUAGGCAGGGGGCUGGAGGACCUGAUGACAGUCAACCUGGCCAGAUACCGUCCCACUGGAGAACACGUGGCCAUCCGCCGCAUAGACCUGGAGUCGUGCACCAACGACAUGGUCAACUACCUGCAGGGGGAGCUCCACGUGUCCAAGCUGUUCCAUCACCCCUGCAUUCUGCCCUACAAGAGCAUCUUUAUUGCGGAGAACGAGCUGUGGGUUAUCACCCCCUUCAUGGCCUACGGCUCAGCCAGAGACCUGAUCAGCACCCACUUCACUGAGGGCAUGAGUGAGCUGGCCAUCGCCUGCAUCCUGCUGAGCGUCCUGAAAGCCCUGGACUACAUCCACCACAUGGGCUACGUGCACCGGAGUGUGAAGGCCAGCCAUGUGCUGGUGUCUGCAGACGGCCAGGUCUACCUGUCGGGGCUCCGCAGCAUAUUCAGCCUGAUCCGGCACGGCCAGCGAGCUCGAGUCGUCCACGACUUCCCCCAGUACAGCGUCAAGAUGCUGCCCUGGCUCAGCCCGGAGGUGCUGCAGCAGAAUCUGCAGGGAUACGACUUUCGCUCCGAUAUCUACAGCCUGGGCAUUACCGCGUGCGAGCUGGCCAACGGACACGUGCCCUUCAAGGACAUGCCAGCCACCCAGAUGCUCCUAGAGAAGCUAAACGGCACAGUGCCCUGCCUGCUGGACACCAGCACCAUCCCCCCGGAGGAGCUCUCCAUGAAGCCCUCGCGCUCGGGGGCCGACUCUGGCAUCUGCGAGGGCCCCGGGGCCUGCGGGGCCCGGCACACUAACGGGGAGCCCUCCUCCUCCUCCAGCAGCCACCCCUACAACCGUACCUUCAGCCCUCACUUUCAUGCCUUCGUGGAGCUCUGCCUCCAGCGGGAUCCCCAAAAGAGGCCAUCUGCCAGUGCCCUUCUUGGCCACUCCUUCUUCAAACAGAUAAAACGGCGUCCGUCUGAGGCUCUCCCGGAAUUGCUGCGGCCUGUGUCGCCCAUCACCAGCUUUGAGUGCUCCCAGCUGCCCGACUCCCCCUCUGGCCUGGCCAGCUUGGAGUCCAGCCUCAGCCACCUGGAUGUGGAUGACUGGGACUUCUGACAGCAGAGAGGGGCAUAGGCCAAUUUUAACUAAAAGUGGACUUGGCUAAUUUUACUACCCCUGUAAAUAUUCAAAUGGAAAAAAAUAAGGACUUUGAUAAUGAAAGUGGAUAUUUGGUGGGAUGCUUUUCUUGACCCUGCUGUCUCUCAAGGGCUUCAAGACACAC